AUGGCCCGUGGUGGAACACAGCAAUGCGGGGGGUUCUUCUCGCUGGAGCCUGUCUGGAGGCUGACCUCCGCAUGUAUAUGUGGCCGGCCCAUUGGUGUCCACAAUCUCCGGAAUACUGGCAGUGCAAUUACAUUGCCUGAUCCCGACUUGCUCCCUUCUGUUGCCACCAUCUCUCCCUCCGCACCAGCUCGGGCGACCACUGCCCUUGCCAGUAUCCCCUCGGCUUCCCCUAUCCAAGCAUUCAUCGGUCUUAGGGCAGCCAUUGGUGGCGAGGCAGGACGUCGAACUGCAGCUGAGCGCCACCGCUCGUCCAACACCAGAGCCAUAGGCCCACCAUCGGGUGUACCAUCCACUACAACCUUCCGCGGACUGUUGUUUCCAUGGGUGCCUCGUGAGACAGGUUCCGACCUGGCUGGAAUCUACGCUGCUCCAAAGGUUACAUAUAACAACGAUCAAUUUGGCCAGAUGCAACUCCGUGCUCAGAACACGAACCUCACCUGGACAUUCGAGCUUAGCGGCACCGAUUCAGUGUGGCGACAGCUUAAUGACUUGGUCUUAGCACGCUGCGAGGAACUUGGUGUCGUGGUGUCCCGCCGUCCCUCUGAUAUAACAUAUAGUGUCACGACCAUGGAGUUUCUCUUGUUAGCCCCUGGUUCAACAUCGCGUGCCACCGGCAACGUAUCGUAUAAGCCUGCAUCACUAACUCCGGACACCUUCACCACUGCAACACUUCUCAAGAAGCCGUAUGCCAGUACACAAAAUCACCUUGACCGUCUUCCUAUCCUUAUCAUCGCUCCACGUUUUGGACAUCUUAAGGGACCUCUUGGAGCGUUGGCUCAGGGUCACGAUGAUAUUCUUCAUCCCGAUAAGACUCACAGCUGCUGGCCUCACCGUAUCAUGGGCAUGCCAGUGGUAUGCUUACCCAAUUGUGUCCUGGAGCCUCAAGGUAGUCCUGAGCCUGGUGACAGGCCACACGCUGAGCCGCCCUCUCCUCCAUCUGUUGUUGAGGAUGAUCAUUUUCCUAAUUCCGUCCACGAAAUGCUACAUCUUUUCACCCAAACGGCUACUACCGAACCUGUGGGGUCAAGGGGUUUGCUCCAUGCUCUUGACCAGAUAUCGAGCAUCCCAGCCUCUACAUUUCCAGCUUCCCCCAAUCUGCCUCCAACACCAGCCCUUACCAGCACAGAUCAGGCUAACCGGCUUCCAACUCUUCCUGAUAUUAUCGAUCUGUCCUCUCCUGAGCAGCCGGAACGGAUGUCAAUACAACAUUCCGGCCGCGCCGUUAGCCCAAUUGUUGUUCAUUCACGGUCGCCGUCGCCUCAGCAGCGUCGUACUCGCCGUCGUGUAGCACCUUCAGCAGUAUUUGUUCCCAGCACCAACCCUCUGAGCAAUACUACAAUUACCGUAUACCCGUCUCCUGAACGCCAACGCUGGCCAUUGGGUUUCGUACACUCGAGGGUCAAGUCAUUUGUUCCAUUCACAGGUCCUGAUAUCAACACCCCUGUCGUCUGGACCAAGCAGAUCAGGGACAACAUGCCUCAUAUUGCAUACUCUGAUUUCCCAUACUUUUCUGGACCAACGGUCGAUAUUCUUGCACAAGCGCUCAUCUUAUUCAUUGCUUAUCAGCUUUUUCCUGGCAAGAAGCAGACCAACGUACUGUGGCAACAGAUGUUACGGCAACAUUUUCCGGAAGAUAACGUCCAGGUCAAAUUUGUCCCCUUGAACGCUCUUCUUGGACCAACGCGAACCUUUGUUGUUGGCCAGGGUAUUGGGCAAGCCCCUGAAGCCGCGGUCUGGAGACAUGCAUGCCAGCUAAUGGUCAUUGAAGAAUAUCAUUGGACGCAACGCGGUGACUUCUACACCCUUCGCUUCCAUCCUGCCACCAACCAGAUGCUUCACCGUGGCGUUAUGUUGCAGGUUGCCGGAUUUAUGACCAUGGCGCACUGUUUCCAUCUGAAGGCUGCCCCACCGAGCGUGUCUCCCUUUCUCCUCCAGGCUGUCAUUGAUGGACGCGAUUCACUCCAGAUUGAUGUACCAUUUAUCAAGUCUGUUGACCCGUCCAUACUUCCUUCUCUUGCCUGCUGGACAGACCGCGAUCCAGCUGCACCCUUGGUUGCAGAUUCUCUUCGUGGACCGCUCGGUGCACUACUUGCCGAGGCUGAUAUUGAUACACUUGCUUUGCGCUCGACUAUGUCAGACAUUGAGCUGCCAGGUAUUGAGCGCAGCCUACUGUCGCUCAUUACGAUGGGCCACAAGGACCCACCGAGCCAUCCCGACUUUCAGCAGUUUGCCAUUGGCUUUAAUUUUGAUUUGGGAAAUGGUGUUCGUGUAUUUGAUACUAUGUCUGGCUCAGCGAAGCCCCUUUUGUCAGCCCUCUAUGGCCGGACGGUCAUUGAUGUCAAGCAGGUGACCUCAAGAAUUUUUGCAGUCCAUAACGAGAGAGCUGUAGAGUCGCGACGCUUUUGUGCUGCAUUAACUCGGUACUGUCAAGGAGUGGGGCACCCUGACCACCCGUGGACGGCAUCUGUCACCAGCGAGCAGCGCGAGUCUGUCCAUGGCGAUCGUCUACUUCGAGCUCGCCUACUUCUCAAGUUGAUGCGUGGCACCGAUCUCCUUCCAGUGGAGUCAGGUUGGACAUUGAAGUUCCGGUUCACGUUCUCUGACGAAGACCAGUCAAAGGCUGACAUGCCACCUCCCAUUGCCUUCAAGGGAUGCUUUGGCGAAGGGAUUGUGACAAUGGAUAGGAGUCUGGCAAGGUUGCUCAUGGAGUCCGAUGCAGGCGAAGGCACAGACACAGCCUUCGAUGCGUGGAUCCACAUGCAGCUCCUUGAGGACUCAUUCAAUAAAGAAUAA
This is a messenger RNA of Punctularia strigosozonata HHB-11173 SS5, 2853 nucleotides long. RefSeq lists its product as uncharacterized. The record is from RefSeq and is a predicted model, not a curated record. NCBI's taxonomy places the organism in Eukaryota, Fungi, Basidiomycota, Agaricomycetes, Corticiales, Punctulariaceae. The transcript has 14 exons. The coding region runs from base 1 to 2853 and encodes 950 amino acids.